UCAAUUUCUCCUCUCUUUCAAUGUUGAUAAGCGCUGCCACCUUCUCAACAACCAAAUAUGAAGCUUAUCUUAUGAUGGUCCAUGAACUACCAAGAAUCUUUGUCCAAGGACCAUCCAAAAUUUACUAAAGAUAUUGAACCCUCAGGGUUCUCCCAAACACUUCAAGAAGCCAUGGCUUCCAUCCCAAACGAGCACAGCUCUAAUUCCAUUGAACAAAGCAGUGAGCUAUCAGUCAUCAGGCCUGAACCAGUUUUCUCUGUGCUGAACACUCCUGAUCCUCCUUCUCCAUGGAAAGAGCUCGCUUCCUCAAUGAAAGAGAAAGUGCUUACUCGAGGAAAGCAAUCCUCUUCACUGCUGCAUUUCACACUAUCAGGUUUGCAGGGCCUUUUUCCUGUCCUUAGCUGGGGAAGAAACUAUGAUCUGAAAUCAUUUCGAAGCGAUAUAAUGGCAGGACUUACUCUUGCAAGCCUUGGCAUUCCACAGAGCAUAGGAUAUGCCAACUUGGCUAAGCUUGAGCCUCAAUAUGGCCUCUAUACAAAUUUAGUUCCACCUCUGAUAUAUGCUGUUAUGGGAAGUUCAAGAGAAAUUGCCAUUGGACCAGUGGCUGUUAUCUCGCUUCUUGUUUCCUCCAUGUGUCAGAAGAUUGUUGAUCCAUCAGUUGAUCCAACUGGCUACAAGAAGAUAGUGUUCACUGUAACAUUCUUUACAGGAAUAUUUCAAGCUUCUUUUGGCUUUCUCAGGCUGGGUUUCCUAGUGGAUUUCCUCUCUCAUGCUGCAAUUGUGGGGUUCAUGGGCGGUGCAGCCAUUGUGAUAGGUCUUCAGCAGCUGAAGGGACUUCUAGGCUUAACUCACUUCACAAAUAAAACAGAUUUAGUUUCUGUCAUCAAGGCUGUUUGGCUUGGCCUUCAUCAAUCUUGGCAUCCAGAUAAUUUCUUCCUUGGCUGUUCCUUCCUUAUAUUCAUCUUGGUCACAAGAUUCUUAGGCAGAAGGAAUUUGAAGCUAUUUUGGUUGUCAGCCAUUGCUCCUUUGCUUUCUGUAAUUUUAUCAACUGUAAUAGUUUUCCUGACCAGAGCAGAUAAGCAUGGACUGAAAAUCAUAAAAGAAGUUAAAAGUGGUUUGAAUCCGAGUUCAGUUAAGCUAUUGCAGUUUACAGGACCAUAUGUUGGAGAAUCGGCAAAGAUUGGAGUAAUUUGUGCAGUCAUAGCUCUUACGGAGGCUGUGGCUGUUGGCAGGUCUUUCGCUUCAGUGAGGGGCUACCAGCUUGAUGGUAACAAGGAAAUGGUUUCUAUGGGCUUUAUGAAUAUUAUUGGAUCUCUGUCAUCUUGCUACGUUGCAACAGGCUCUUUCUCUCGAACUGCUGUAAACUUCAUUGCUGGAUGCAAAUCGCCAGUGUCCAAUAUCAUCAUGGCCAUCACAGUGUUCUUAACCUUAGAGUUUCUGACGAGGCUUUUAUACUACACUCCCCUUGCAGUAUUGGCAUCGAUCAUCCUCUCAGCUCUUCCAGGACUGAUUGAUGUCAGAGAAGCUUGGAGCAUAUGGAAGGUUGACAAAAUGGACUUCCUUGCCUGCAUAGGAGCUUUCCUCGGUGUUUUAUUUGGAUCAGUGGAAAUUGGUCUUAUGGUUGCGCUAACCAUAUCCUUUGCAAGGAUCAUAUUGAGUUCGAUUCGUCCAAGAAUUGAAACCCUAGGAAGAAUUCAAGGCACAGACAUCUUUUGCAGCAAAAGACAGCAUCCGGUUGUUUCUUUGGAGCCAGGACUUAUGAUAGUUCAUAUUGGUACAUCCUUCCUUUGCUUCAUGAAUGCUAACUUCACCAAAGAAAGGAUCUUAACAUAUGUGAUGGAAGAUGAGGAAUUACAAGAGGAGAAUAAUGAAGGGAAAAUCCUAUAUAUGGUUAUUGAUAUGUCAAAUGUGAUGAAUAUAGACUCAUCUGGAAUCGCAGCAGUGGAAGAAAUGCAUAGCAAGCUUGAAUCUUUUGGCAUACAGAUGGCAAUAGUCAAUCCUGGAUGGCAAGUGAUUUACAAGAUGAAGCUGGCUAGGCUUGUGGAGAGGAUUGGAGUUUCAUGGAUAUUUCUUAGUGUGGGUGAAGCUGUAGAAGCAUGUCUUAGCUACAAGGAAGAUAACAUUUGUGCUUGAUUAGAACCUCCUGAAAACCAGUCUUGUGGUGCAUGGAAAAUUU
Dendrobium catenatum is the source of this 2176-nucleotide messenger RNA. Its product is annotated as low affinity sulfate transporter 3. Gene Ontology annotation, biological process: transmembrane transport. The transcript is spliced from 12 exons. Gene Ontology annotation, cellular component: membrane. The coding region runs from base 82 to 2133 and encodes 683 amino acids. NCBI's taxonomy places the organism in Eukaryota, Viridiplantae, Streptophyta, Magnoliopsida, Asparagales, Orchidaceae. The record is from RefSeq and is a predicted model, not a curated record.